This is a messenger RNA of Cyanistes caeruleus (blue tit), 1428 nucleotides long. Lineage: Eukaryota; Metazoa; Chordata; Aves; Passeriformes; Paridae. The record is from RefSeq and is a predicted model, not a curated record.
UGCAGAUGAUGUUCAAGACGGCACGUUUUAACAUGACCUACAUUGGGGACUUCCAGACCAAAAUCCUUGAGCUCCCGUAUGUGGGUAAUGAACUGAGCAUGAUCAUCCUGCUCCCUGAUUCAAUCCAGGAUGGAUCCACAGGCUUGGAAAAACUGGAAAGAGAACUCACAUAUGAGAAGCUAAUAGAUUGGAUCAAUCCAGAAAUGAUGGACUCUACAAAGGUGCGGGUGUCUUUACCCAGAUUUAAACUGGAAGAAAAUUAUGAUCUGAAACCCCUUCUGAGGAGCAUGGGAAUGCUGGAUGCAUUUGAUUCAGGGAAGGCAGACUUUUCAGGAAUUUCAUCUGGCAAUGAGCUGGUGCUCUCUGAAGUGGUUCACAAGUCCUUUGUGGAAGUCAAUGAAGAAGGCACUGAAGCAGCUGCUGCCACAGCUGCAGUGAUGAUGAUGCGCUGUGCAAUGAGAGUUCCGGAAUUCACUGCAGAUCAUCCCUUCCUCUUCUUCAUCCGGCACAACAAAACUCGCAGCAUUUUGUUUUGUGGCAGAUUUUGCUGUCCCUAAGGAGGAGGUGUCUUGGCAGCAUUGCACUUACUGUGCCAUGACACAAUAAAUUUACAUUUCCCUGGAACAAGAUGACUCCUUUUGCACUAAUUGUCUCUUUCAGCUGUGCCUGAGCCCUCUUUUGUGGCCUUGAUCUUGGGCUUGGCAGGAGUAACAGAGCUGCUUAGACAAGCGCAGCACCUGCCAUGGCCAACCCCUCCUGUGCCUGGCUGCAGAGAUCUCCAGGUUCUUGCUGACACAAGAACCAUCCCACUUGCUCUGUGGGUGCUUCUUCUGUGCUUGACCCAACUUUGGGUGUCCAGCAGGCAGAGUCAGAGCCCGUGGGAGAGAAGAAGUUCCUCUUGCUUGUGGCAAGGCUGGAGCACAUUUUUAGUUGUCCUCCCCUUUUACCUUCUAGUCUCAUCCCUUUAGUGCCUGGAUCCAUUGCCUGGAGCUGAAGGGAUUGUUUGGCAGCCUGUUCCAGGUAUUGCUGAGUAUCCUGCCUAGAUGUGUGUGUUUGGCUAAUAACUGGAGAAGCACUUCGGCAAGAAUGGGAAUGAAAGUUAGCUUUUGUAGAAGAUGUCCCUGAGAGGUUUUUGCAGGGCAAGUAUCCUUGUUUCAUCAGCCCAGGACACCAGCUGUCACCUAGUUCAGGUCCUUUAACAAAGAAUGUAACAUAAUGGUGCAUGGUGCCUAUGCAAUAUUUGAAUGACAAAGCUUUGACUUCAGUUUUUGUUUUUUCGGUAUUGUUACGUAUUUAUCCUGUCACUAUUUUCUUAGGCAGCAGAGUUUAGCUGUCUAAUACCAAAGCCAGAGCUGCAGCUGCUUUCCUUACACUGGGAUGUGCUUGGUGGGUCCUGUUCCUGGAAUAAUAAAAGAAGUGCCAGCGCCG